AUGGAGAGCUCUUCUGCUUCCGAAGAGUAUGUUUCACAACUCCGCCUUGAAUUGAAAGCAUGGGAACGCGAUUUCUCCGCCCGCAAUGCUGGCCGCAAAGCCGGCCGCGAUGACAUCAAACAAGACGAGAUUAUAGCCGGGAAAUACAAGGAAUACAACCGUUUACGAUCCGCCAAUUCCAGCAAGCCUCCACAAUCUCCAUCUCAAUCACGCCAACCCUCGAAACCGAAAGACACCCCCAAGCAGCUGCUCGGCACCCCUCGUGUCUCUCGCAAGCUUUUCCAGAAGCAAAACGCACCGCCCCUCCCACCAUCAUCGCCUUCUCCACAAGGCCCCAAACCCAUCCUAUCCCCUUCUAAGGAUCCGGCAGCUGAGGCCGCCACCACCCCUUCCCACCCCCGCGUCUUCUUCACCUCCGUUGGUCCCACUCCCCAAAAGAACGGCCGCGUCCUCGGUCUCUUCGACCUACUCUCCUCCGGCGAACCCACACCCCCAAGCCACCGCCGCCGAGGAGCCGACCUCUUCUCUCCCACGCGAGCCGCGCUGACCGAAGCAUCGGGUCGCAUGAACGUCCUGGUGACGCCGAGCGCGACGCGAUAUACCGAUGCGGGCAACGCAAAGCCGGCGCACGAUGGCACUCCUGUCAAGGCGGGUGCGGAGAACGGUGCGGAGGAAGACCCCGAGGAGAUCAUGACGGGACGGAAACGUAAAUGGGCACGCACGCCCGGCAGCGGCAACGGCGGACGGUUCUGGAUGGAUUUGUUCGUGACGCCGGGAAAGCGGCGGAAGUUGUUCGAUGCGGAGAUGGGGGCGGUGGGGGAGACGCCGAGGAAGGAGAUGGGGGGAGAGACGCCGCGGUUUUUGCGGAGGGAUCAGGGGCAGUUUGAGGGGCUGGAUGCGGUGACGGAGGAGGAUGACGGGGCGGAGGUCAAGAGUCCGGAGGUGGUGGUGAGACCGUGGAAGAGGGGGUUGCGGAGAACGGUGAGUAGUGUGGUGGAGAGGCUGAGGAGGGUGGAACAGGAGAGGAAGGUAGAUGAGGAGGAGAGAGCGAGGAGGGAGGAUAGCAUUCUUAGGGAGGUGGAGGCGGGGUGGGAAGAGGAGGAAGAGAAAUCGAGGAGGACCCAGGAAGGGGUGGAGCAGCCGACGACUGCGGUUGGGAAGCAGACUGAGGCUCCCCACGAAGCUCUCGACGAAGCCCCCGACGAAGUUCCCGACGAAGUUCCCGACGAGGGUCCCGACGAGGGUCCCGAAGAAGCCUCUGACGAAGAACCCCAGCCUGAGGAAGACUACGUGGACAUGGUCCCAGAGACACAAGAUAUUUUCGCGACGAAAUCAGGCGAAGAAGAUCGAUUCGAUGAAGAUCUCGAGGCAGCAGAAGAUCCCAGGCCGGAGGACACAUCGCAAGGUUUUGUGCGGAAGAAGAAGGGGCAGAAGCGGCAGACGAAACGCGUUAUCAGUAAGUCUAACCAUCUGGAUUCUCCCAUUUGUUCUAUGUCACUAACGAUAUCCCAUGACUCAGACGACCUAGAGGACGGUGCCGGCUCUGAAAAUGGCUCGGCCUACGGAGAUGAGGAGAUCGGAUCGGAUGCUGAACACGCGAAGGACACAUCAAAGCCAAAGCUAAAGUCUAAGAAGAGGACGGUGAAUCCACUUGCUCACACCAACUUUAGAAAACUGAAGAUCAAGAAUCAGAAUUCCAAAGCAAAGGGGCGUGGAAGAUCGCCUCCAGCUUUACCAACACCAACGCCAAUUCCCAGCCUCAUACCCGUAGUCACGACCUCAAAUACCUCUCCGUCCACCGACUCAACCCCCCAGAAAACUACCACCCCUCCAUCCGAACCAUCCACACCGCUCACCAUGGCUGACACCGAGCUCCAAAACAUCAUCCGCCAACUCCACCAACAACACACCUCCCUCAACCCAACCACCGCCGCCCAACUCCUCUCCACCGCCAAACGCGCCCUCCUCACCCUCAACGCCCUCCUCCCCUCACCCUCCUCCUCCCCGCAACACCUCCAAGCCGCCCGCGAAGUCCUCGAGCUCGGCGCACUCAUCUCCAUCCGCCUCCAAGACGCCGACUCAUUCACCCGAUACUUCGCCCAGCUGCAGCCGUUCUACGCGGUGCCGGAGGCGCGGCUGCCGCGGGAGGGCUCGCAGCGGAGCAAGAUCACGGGGCUGUAUUUGCUGUUGCUGUUGAGCCAGCAUGACUAUGCUGGGUUUCAUACGCUGCUGGAGGGGCUAGAGGUCGAACAGGAGAAGGAGGGGGAGAAGGGAUUGGAGAACGAUCCAUUUGUGCAGUAUCCGAUAAGGUUGGAGAGGGCGUUGAUGGAGGGGAGCUAUGAUCGGGUGUGGGGCGCGACGAAGGGGGAGAACGUGCCGAGUGAGGAGUUUGCGUUGUUCUCUGGGGUCCUGAUUAAUACCAUCCGCUCUGAGAUCGCAUCAUGUUCCGAGAAAGCCUACCCGUCGAUGCCGGUCUCCAAUGCGAAGAAUCUCUUCUUUCUCGAUAGCGAGGGCAGCGUUGUGCAGUUUGCGCAAGAGCGGGGGUGGGUGGUCAAGGAUGGACGGAUUUUCUUCCCGCACCCGGAUCAAGAAGGAGGCUCGGAGAAGGAUAUCUUGGCGACCAGUGACAAGGUGAUCGAGAAUACCCUGGGCUAUGCACGAGUUUUGGAAACGAUCGUUUAG
Messenger RNA from Eremomyces bilateralis CBS 781.70, 2682 nucleotides. RefSeq lists its product as uncharacterized. Gene Ontology annotation, biological process: DNA replication; proteasome-mediated ubiquitin-dependent protein catabolic process. Bases 1 to 2682 code for a protein of 893 amino acids. The transcript is spliced from 5 exons. Gene Ontology annotation, cellular component: nucleus; proteasome regulatory particle; cytosol. The record is from RefSeq and is a predicted model, not a curated record. NCBI's taxonomy places the organism in Eukaryota, Fungi, Ascomycota, Dothideomycetes, Eremomycetales, Eremomycetaceae.